Molecule: messenger RNA, 393 nt
Organism: Penicillium canescens
Lineage: Eukaryota; Fungi; Ascomycota; Eurotiomycetes; Eurotiales; Aspergillaceae
Exons: 3
Coding region: 1-393 (130 amino acids)
Source: RefSeq, a predicted model, not a curated record
AUGGCUUUGGACCCCAAAGACUUAGACGGAGACUCCGAAAUGACAUCGUCAGUCGACUCCCUCCACAGCGGUCACGAAGGCGGCAACGGCGCCCGCACGCCCACCGGCAUCGCCCAAGCUCCAUCGGCCGGCGCAACGGAGCUCUCCCCUCCCGGCUCGCAGACACAGCACACAACCGUUCCUCUUGCGGAUGUACGGACUUCAACUGAGGCGCGCAAAUCUUCAGUUACGGAUAAGGCUGGGGAUUGGGAUUCGGGCAUUGCGGCUUGGAAGUCGAAGCGCGCUCAAGAGGAUAUCCAUCGGGCUUUGGAGUUUGUUGUUGACAAGGAUUUCACAUUAAAUGAAUUCGGGGACCCUUUCGAUGAGCGCGACUUGCAAGAGAAGUUGCUGUGA